Messenger RNA from Schistocerca gregaria, 10240 nucleotides. RefSeq names its product serum response factor homolog. Gene Ontology annotation, molecular function: DNA-binding transcription factor activity, RNA polymerase II-specific; RNA polymerase II cis-regulatory region sequence-specific DNA binding; protein dimerization activity. Gene Ontology annotation, biological process: positive regulation of transcription by RNA polymerase II. The record is from RefSeq and is a predicted model, not a curated record. The coding region runs from base 110 to 1237 and encodes 375 amino acids. Lineage: Eukaryota; Metazoa; Arthropoda; Insecta; Orthoptera; Acrididae. The transcript is spliced from 6 exons.
GUGUGGUGUUGGUGACGUGCGUAUGGUGUCGGAACGCUUAGAGGUUAAGGUAGUGAGAGAAGUAAUCAGAUUUUUAUUAUGACGUUAAGUAAAUAGUGACAGUGCAGUGAUGGAUACACCAACAGGAGGGGGAAGAGAUUCCCGUUUUAAUAUGGGAUACAAUAUGUCUCUUUUAAGUGGUGAAACGCCGCCUGAAAUAUACGGAAGUACAAGCCAUGCGAGACCUACAACGUCUCUAACUUCUGGAGUGUCAAGGUCUUCAGUUUCGUUACCAAGUACUUGCAGUGCGGGUAUGACUCGUGGACUGAAGCGAACGUCUUCAGAUGUGUGUUUUGAACAAGAAGUGUCAGGUAGACCCAGCAUGUCAUCUCAAAGUGGGAUGGGCUUAUCAACGGACUGUGGCACUGACAUUGGGGACGAGGGCUACUCACAGGCCCAGAAAAAGACGCCGCCACCGAAUGGUAAAAAGACGAAGGGACGCGUUAAAAUAAAGAUGGAAUAUAUUGACAACAAACUUCGACGAUAUACAACUUUUUCGAAGAGGAAGACUGGUAUAAUGAAGAAGGCUUAUGAGCUUUCAACACUGACAGGGACCCAAGUGAUGCUUUUAGUGGCCUCUGAGACAGGCCAUGUCUACACUUUUGCUACCAGAAAACUGCAACCGAUGAUAACAUCGGAAGCAGGGAAAGCUCUAAUUCAGACAUGCUUGAAUUCCCCUGAUCCACCACCUUCGGGUGUUGGGGGCGACCAGAGGAUGUCUGCUACUGGGUUUGAGGAGACGGAGCUGACGUACAACAUUGGUGAUGAGGAGCAGAAAGAAGAGGCAAUGUCACCGCGGUCGGACGGUGCCGGCCAGGACAGCGCAGACUCCAGCGGCAACGAGUCCCCCGGACACGACGAUGCUGCGCGGGGCGGCUUAGAGCGCUACCAGGAGGCACCGGGGCCGGGCGCGGCGGCUCGCGUUCUGCCCCACCUCAUCUCCGCGAGCAUGGUGUCGCCCCCGUAUCCCGGUGUAAUGUACCAGACGUCCCAGGGCAUGGUGUACGCGUCGCCUUCAGGCAUCCCGAACGGGGUCAUCUUCAGCCUAAGCAGUCAGGGACAGCUUCACCACGAGUCGGGUGGAUCAAGUCAGCAUCCAUCAGGUCAUCAGUUCCUCAUCCCUUUACAUAUACCACUGUCAGCAGCUGCUAACGGGUUGCCGAGUGAAGCAGCAGACCUCUCCAAAUCGAGAAAAUGAUGCCGGUUGAAUCACUUGGUAAAAUGUAUUUCAGGGUGCAUUAUUCAAUGAUGAGAGUUAUGUUUUGUGGGGUGAUUUCAGGAAAAUGCAAAAGGUGUGAAAAUAAGUGACUGUAGAGAGCUGGUAUACAGUGAUGUAACUGAGUAGACAUUGUGGAAAGAGACUGGAUUUUCUUUCUCUUCGUUCCCCGUACAUUGUCAUUUUUUAUGUAUGGAUCUGGUUGCAAUUAAUUUUAAUUGGAAAUGGAUAAAAUGCUCAAGUGAAAGAAGUAAGGUAUUGAAAAUAAUAAUAAUAAUAAUAAUAAUAUAUACAUAAAUAUAUAUAAAUAGAUCAUUUAUUAUUGUUAAUGAAGUUGUUGUUAUAACAGUGUUCAGUAUGUGUAACACACAAGCAUGUAAGUCUCCUUUGGGAUCUACAUUACUGUAGUAUUUUAAUUCUUAGGAAUCACAUCCUGCAGUUUAACUCAAAUUUGAAGGGUUUCAUUGUUUAUUCCAUAAUAAAUGCAUGUCAUACUAUGUCAGUCACUUCAGCUCCUUGGACUUAUAUCUCACAAGAUUAUCUUUUUUUGUGUAUUUAUUUCUUAAAUCCAUUAUGUGUUGCAACUGUGGGGACUGAAGUUUCUGCUGAUCAUCCUUGUUAUAGCAUGGUUCAGCAUCCUGAGGUCUCUGUAGGUUAUUUAGUGGGAGAUGUGUAGAAACCUCAUCUGCCACUACGUGGUACUGAAAUGUGCUCUGUUUGUGCCAAUGCUUGGUGCUGUUUUCCAUAACCUGCUUAUGUGCCCAACACCUGGAACAUAAUAAUUACUGUUAGGUGUGAUUAUUCACUUAAAAGAAAAAAUAGUGGUGGUUUCAGGAAUAUAUAUGCUUUUGAUUUAUCAGACACAUGUAUUUCACUCACAUCAGUAGUCAGAGCUAGUGAUGUGUAGGUUCAACACUUCUCAGGAGUUAACAGAUACGUUUACUCUCUGUCAGUAUUUUCUCUCUGUGUUGGAAAAUGAAACUCUGAUUUAAAAGACAUUUGCACAUUCAAAAUUGUUUCCUGUUAAUUCUACCUUUUCAGCCUCUGUAGUUGAUACUGUGUUUAGCAGAGGGUCUUAUUUUAGGGUCUUUACAACUGACUUCAUACGAUCAUUUAAACCAGAGUAUUUGAUUUGUUGCUGCUGCUGCUGAUGAAGAUAGCAAUUAUACCGUGAGUAAUCUGAAGCUUGUUGCAAAUGAAAAAAAUUUUUCUUCUUCGUAUGUUUCAGAUUAAGGGGUAUGUGAUAUUUUAAAACUUGUAUUCUGAGGCUCCAUUAGAAGAAUAUAGCUCAUAACUGUGUGUUUGCUUGAUGAUGUCACUUCAGUAAUGUACUCAAUAGUAACAAAAUAAUCAAAUUGGAAGUUUCUAAAUCAUUGAUUUGAUAGUAGGAGAAGGAAUGAAGGAAAUUAAAAUGUAAUAAGAUAAUAAGGACCAGAAAGAGAAGAGUGGCCACAAUAAACCUACUGGUAAAAGUGAUAUAAUGUACAAAAGAGUAACCCAAGAAUUUGAUACUGUUCAGUGGCAAUAUGAACCAUGUCUAGUCUCAAUAACACCAACUACUGAACACAUAUAUAACAAGUGUACUGGAAUGUGUGUCUUUUGCCUCAAAACAGGAUAUGCAUUCUAGUGUAGCUAAGGGGUAAAUCCUAACUCAUAAUAUUUUCCCUGUGAAGACCAUUGCAGAAUUAAGAGAAUGGGAUUGCAGUAUGUGUGUUUUAUUUGUUAUUCAAGUAAAUGAGAGCAUACUGGUGCACCUCAGUAGCUGAAUGGUUAGUGUUGCUGCUUUCAAUAUUUUCAGAAAAUGGUCAUUCAUCACUGCAGGACCACCAGAUAACUGAGUGGACAGAAAAACAUGGAAAGGUUAAUAACUUUUUAGGAAAACUGAAAGUUUGCUUAAAAAUCAAGGAAUAAUAAGUGAGGAGGUUUUGUUGUACCUUAGUAUAAAUAUUUCUAGAAGUAAUGUUUGGCUUUAAUGCAAUGAUAUUGUCAUUACAAGUGGAUCAUUAGUUCUCUUGCAGGAGCACGAGGAAUAGCUGGAGGAAUAUAAGGAAGUGGACUACAAUAAUGACACUGAGGAGGAGGAGCAAGAGAAGGGGGAGUAGGAGUAGGAUGAGGGGGGGGGGAGGAGUAGGAGCAGCAGGAGGGGGGGGGGGGAGAAUAAAGUUGACCAUGAGCAUGAAGAGGGAACUCUUUUGAAAUUUGGUGUAUUGGUUCAUAGAACUAACGGAAAACCUAAAUCUAGAUAGAGUGUAAUUAUGAACUUCAAAUUUCAUUUUAAGAGCACUGCAUUAGGUAUGUUCUUCCUGCAGGUGGUCCAUUCCUGCCUUCCUACAGAAUGUCAAGUGACUCAUCCAGAUAACUGCAAUGUAGAUUCUGAACAUUAUGCAAAUUUAUGCUUACCAAGCACUUACAGCAAUGCUGAAGGUGGAGGUCAUGUAAAAAUUAGAAAGACUGUAGCACAGUUAGUAACUACUAAGUGUUCUGAUGUAAUAUGUAAAUGUGGUAAAAUAUUAAAGACCAGAAAUCAACAAAAUAUUUUGAAUAAUUAGCAGGUGCAAGUGCUUGCAUGUUAUAGAUUGGGCAGUACCCAAGUACUGUUUAGCUCUUUACAUUAAUUCCUUUGUACUGAUGUGUGAUGAUGAUAAAUAUGGCAAUAGUAGAGAUGAGAGAGGGGAUAUGUGGGAGAUGAACACUACCGCACACACUGCACAGUGGAAUGGUUACAAUAUGACAUCCUAUAGGUACAUAUGCACCACAUUUCUGGGACAGUUUGUCUCAUGUUAUUAAUAAUUAUUUUAUCACAUUAAUUAUUUCCCAUAUGUUGGACAUAAUCUGAGAGCUACUUCUGAUUCUCUUAAAUAAAAUAGCUUUGUAAUUGUCAGACUGCAUUGGAAGAGGGGGAGCCAGGGAGUGUUGUUUGUGUGCAACCAUCUACAUACAUACUCCGCAAUCCGCCAUACAGUGCGUGGCGGACAGUACCUCGUACCACAACUAGCAUCUUCUUUCGCUGUUCCACUCCCAAACAGAACGAGGGAAAAAUUAAUGCAUAUAUGCCUCUGUACGAGCCCUAAUCUCUUCGUAGUCUUUCUAUGAAAUAUAAGUUGGCGACAGUAAAAUUAUACUGCAGUCAGCCUCAAAUGCUGGUUCUCUAAGUUUCCUCAGUAGCGAUUCAUGAAAAGAAUGCCUCCUUUCCUCCAGACUCUCCCACCCAAGUUCGUGAAGGAUUUCUGUAACACUCGCAUGAUGAUCAAACCUACCAGUAACAAAUCUAGCAUCCCACCUCUGAAUUGCUUCUAUGUCCUCCCUCUAUCCGUCCUGAUAGGGAUCCCAAACGCUCGAGCAGUACUCAAGUAUAGGUCGUAUUAGUGUUUUAUAAGCGGUCUCCUUUACAGAUGAACCACAUCUUCCCAAAAUUCUACCAAUGAACCGAAGACGACUAUCCGCCUUCCCCACAACUGUCAUUACAUGCUUGUCCCACUUCAUAUUGCUCUGCAAUGUUAUGCCCAAAUAUUUAAUCGACGUGACUGUGUCAAGCGCUACACUACUAAUGGAGUAUUCAAACAUUACGGGAUUAUUUUUCCUAUUCAUCUGCAUUAAUUUACAUUAUCUAUAUUUAGAGUUAGCUGCCAUUCUUUACACCAAUCACAAAUCCUGUCCAAGUCAUCUUGCAUCCUCCUACAGUUGCUCAAGGACGACACCUUCCUGUACACCACAGCAUCAUCAGCAAAUUGCCACACACUGCUAUCCACCCUAUCCAAAAGAUCAUUUAUGUAGAUAGAAAACAACAGCGGACCUUCCACACUUCCCUGGGGCACUCCAGAUGAUACCCUCACCUCCGAUGAACACUCACCAUAAAGGACAACAUACUGGGUGCUAUUACUUAAGAAAUCUUCGAGCCACUCACAUAUUUGGGAACCAGUCCCAUAUGCUUGUACCUUAGUUAGGAGUCUGCAGUGGGGCACCGAGUCACGCUUUCCGGAAGUCAAGAAAUAUGGCAUUCGUCUGAUACCCUUCAUCCAUGGUUCGCAAGAUAUCAUGUGAAAAAAGGGCGAGCUGCAUUUCACAGGAGCGAUGCUUUCUAAAGCUGUGCUCAUGCAUGGACAACAACUUCACUGUCUCAAGGAAAUUCAUUAUAUUCGAACUGAGAAUAUCUUCGAGAAUCCUGCAACAAAUCGAUGUGAAGGAUAUUGGUCUGUAAUUUUGAGGAUCCAUCCUUUUACCCUUCUUAUAUACAGGCGUCACCUGCACUUUUUUCCGGUCGCUGGGGACUUUACAUUGGGCAAGAGAUUCGUGAUAAAUGCAAGCCAAGUAAGGAACCAAUGCUGUAGAGUACUCUUUGUAAAACUGAAUUGGAAUCCCAUCAGGACCUGGCGAUUUAUUUAUUUUCAACCCAUUCAGCUGAUUCACAACAUCAGGGAUGUAUAUCACUAUGUCCUCCACACAGGAAUCUGUACGAGACUCAAACGGCGGUAUGUUUGUGCGAUCCUCCUGUGUGAAAGAUUUCUCAAAUGCUAAAUUUAAAAUUUCAGCUUUUGUUUUGCUGUCUUCCAUUGCCAGACCAGACUGAUCAGGGAGUGACUAGAUGGAAGCCUUUGACCCACUUACCGAUUUUACGUAAGACCAGAAUUUCCUUGGGUUUUCAGCAAGAUCUUUUGCUAAGGUAUGAUUGUGGUAGUGGUUGUAUGCUUUGCGCAUCGCCCAUUUUACAGCAGCACGAAUCUCUACUAACUUUUGCCUGUUCUCAUUCUCCCGAUCUUUCUUGUACUGCGAGUGCAACUGUCUUUGCUUCCUGAGCAUUCUCCGAAUUGCGCUGUUAAACCACAGUGGGUCUUUUCCGUCUGUAACUCACUUUUUCGCCACAUACUUCUCCAAUGCGUGAUUUACAAAGUGUUUCAAAUUUGCCCAUAAUUCUUCCACGUCCAUCAUACCGGAAGUAAAUGAAGUCAAUUCAUUUAGUAAGUGGGAUGCUAACAACUGCUUAUCUGCUUUUUCUAGUAAGAAUACUCUCCUAGCCUUCUUGACUGACUUUUUAACUUUUGUAACAUUAGUCGUAAUGAAAACAUCAUGAUCACUAAUCACUGUCUCAACACUGACACCAUUGAUCAGGUUUGGUCUGUUCGUGACUACCAGAUCUAAAAUAUUUCCAUUACUCGUUGGCUGUCGAUUUAGCUGCUUAAGGCAGUUUUUGGAUAAUGUAUUCAAAAGUAAUUGACAUGACGGCUUGUCUGUACCACCUGUAAUGAAUCCAUAGACAUCCCAGUCUACACUAGGUAGGUUGAAGUCGCCUCCGACUAAUAUAGCAUGAUCCAGCUACUUCUGCGAUACAGAGUGUAGACUCCUUUUGAAUGAUUCUAGAUCUGUCACGGUGGAACCUGGUGGCCAGUAAUAACACCCAACAUUUAACUUUAUUUCUCCUAGCCCUGUUAAACGUGUCCAGAUAUGGAUAACAAGACUUUGCAUUUACCUUCUAAUCAAGCACAGCAGUGAGUACAUGAUAUUGAAAAAAGAACUAAAAUUUAUUCACUGAAUGUCAAUGACAGUUAUUUUAAUUGAAAUAUAGACGUGCUUGUAGCUUCUGGGUGCUCUGUACAGGACAUGAACCAUUCUAGCUAAAGCUUUCCCUUUAUUGAAUUAAAACAUUUCUCCAAAUCAGAGGAUUAUUUAUAAUGAAAAUAAUAGUGGUUUCUGAUGGCUCAUGAUGCAUACUAUAUCCACAUUUUUUAAUUUGGUAGAUCAAAAAAGAUACCUGUAGUGGGAGGAGAAAACACGCACAAAAAAUAUGGAAAUACACAAGCUUUCAGGGUCACUGACUUCUUCUUGUGACAGAGGUGCUGAAGGGAAAUGAGGAGGGAUGAAGAUAAAGGACUGGGAAGGUUUAGGAAAUGGGGAAAGUUAUGGAAAUGAAACCCAGAACCACCUCCUCCUCCUCCUCCUCCUCCUCCUCCUGAUGCUCCUGCAAUGCUUCCUGUUUCUCCAGAGGCUCCUGCUCCUGCAGUGAUUUUUUACCCUUGAGCAAUUCCUGCGUCUCCCCCAAUUCUUGCUUCUCCAAGAGAGGACUAAGAUAACAGUUCAUUAUGUUAUGGCUGCUAAAAAUUAGUGUCUCCUUCAGACUACAAAGCUAGAUUGACAUCCCUUCAACAAUGAUGUCAUCAGAGAUAGAGCACAGACUCGGAGCUUGGAUUAGGGGGGAUGGGUAGGGAAGGAAAUUGGCCAUGUCCUUUUGAAAGAAACCAUCCUCACAUUUGUCUAAAGUUAUGUUGGGGGAGCUAUGAAGAAGCCUAAGUCAGUAAACCAGGACAGAGAUUUGAAGCUAGGUCUUCUUGAAUGUAACUCCAGUGUCUUUAUGCUCCAUCCGUUCACUUGAUCAGACUAGAGCAGCCACUUCUCAUAAAUUCCAUUUAGAGUUAGAAUUUCAGAAAUAAUUGGAGAGAUUUUGACACUUCAAUUUGCAUAGUAAUUGGAACAGAAAAUGUCUUUAAAAAUGUAAUGACUGUAUGUUAUUGAUGACCAGGAGUCCCUGUCUGGGGAAGUUUGGCCAAGUUAAAAGUCUUUUCUCUUGAAGCUACAUUGGGUGACUUGCAUGUCGAUGAUGAUGGCAACACAACACCCAGUCCCUGAGCAGAUAAAAUCUCCGACCCGGCCGGGAAUCAAACCUGGGCCCACUGCAUGACAGUCAGACUUGCUGACCUCUCAGCUAAGGGGGCGACUUUCAUUUGAUCCACACUCUGCACCUUUAGUUGAAUGAUGAUAAUGAUAUCUCUCUCUCUCUCUCUCUCUCUCUCUCUCUCUCUCUCUCUCUCUCUCUCUCUCUCUGUCUGUGUGUGUGUGUGUGUGUGUGUGUGUGUGUGUGUGCGUGGGGGGGGGGGGGGGCGCGCGCUUGGAGAAACACUCUCCAGUUUGGGUAUGCACGUGAAAAAUAAACUCGCUAUGCAUGCUUGUGUCUCAUAAUCCAUUAAAUUACAUUUAUUAUAUGGUCAAAUAUUAGCAAAUGAAAAGUUUAAGUGGAUGGUAUUUACAAUCCACAAUGACCACUACCAUAAACCUAACUGCACACCACAAAAAGUGAAUGCACUAUCAUCAUGUCAUCUUCCUAAUAUAUCGCCCUAUAUUUUGGAAAGUGACCAGCCUUAGGUACCAUAUCCACUUUGUUUCCUUCUAAUAUGUGUCAAGAAAAUUCAAUACCAAAGUUUCUUCGUGGACUAGUGGAGACAGCAAAAGAAACAAGUGAACAUAGCAUCUUCUAUUUAAAUGUGUGCAGAUAUUUCAGAAAUAAAAUGGAGGGAUGGGACAGUUGCUUUGCCCAUUGCAUUGAAAGGGUACUGUGAUGCCUAAUUUAGAGAUUUAGAAGAAGACAGAAAAAUUUUGCUAUGGAGCUUCUCAUUUUCUGUGACCAUUCAUGGUCAUACAUGCAUGCAUUCUGCGAUUUUUUUGUUUCAUAUAAGGUGAUGGAGGAACAAAAUUAUUUAGUGCUUAAAUCAGGAAUAAUCCAUCAAGUUGAAGUGGCUGAUUUUUAUUUUCCUGCAUCUGUUAUGAACAUUCAGAUCAGCUUGUAUAAAAGGUAUCAGUACACCUGUUUUAUUUAUGUUAUUAGUACUUUGUAAUGUCAUGCAGUUAGUAUACAAAUCUAAUUUUAUUUUGAAUGAAGCCAAAUAUAUCGAAGCUCUGCAUUUUGUACUGAUUGCUAUGUUUACUUCCAUUCAUGAGAGUUUUGCAAACUAUAUUUUUAACCUAUUUUUGUGCAGAGCAUAAAAUUAAAGCUGCAAAGUUUUAAAAUAAAGGCCAUAUGAUAGCUCAUUAGUAAUUUGAAUUACUUUUAUGUCUGUUAGUACUUAAUACAUGAUUGUUUUCAUUAUCUGCAAUUGAACUGCAUACAGAGACUUAGAAGGAUAUACUGCAGAAAUAAAUGGGAACCUACAUCUUGAAGAAAUAAUGUAUCAUUGAAGUUAUAUUGAUACUUGUACAAUAUAAUUGAUAGGUAACUUAAUUAACAAUAUUUAUUAAUAUAAAAGCUUCACCAACUUCCAUUAACAUUUGUUUCCUUUUUUAAUGUAAGUAUGCUGAAAAGUAAUAUCAUGCUUAAUUUGGAACAAAAUUGGCCAUGUAUUUCUUGAACAAAAAUUAUUUCAUGACAUGCCUCUUAUCUGUCACUUCUUAUUAAUACAUUGAAGCUUUAUUGGGGUUUCAGAAGUAUUUCAUGUCAUAAUAAAAUCCAGGGUAAUAGGAAAAGUGUAAAAUUACUGUUGCUUUCUGUAAUUGCUUCAAAGUUAUGAACUGCUAACGAAGAGUGUACAAACUUUUUUAGAGAAUUUGUAGGUGGAAACCAUUUUGUGAUCCCCAGCAAUCUCAUUGCUUGUGUGUUGAAUAAACCUCUGUAUAUUACUUGUGCACUGAUAUUUUGUAUUUUGAUAAAAAAAAACAUGAAAUUAGCUCAUUUAUUGUGUGCUAGAUUCUGAUAAGUGAAAGUUCUCAAAUGAAAUAAAAGUGAAAUUUUAUAAAUGAAUAGUCCCUAAUGGCUUCCACAUUUCAGUGAUUUGUUUGGGACCUGUUGGCAGUGAUCAACCCCAAAGGAAUUGAGUGAUAUACUAUCUCUGAUGACAGUGUAAUGAUGUUUUUUGUAAUGUUUACACAUUAUUGCAUUUCGUAUUAUGCUUAGUAGCUUUUUUAAAACUGCAUUUUAUGUAACUAUAUCCUUUUGGUUGUGUGAGACACUCAGAUUUUACACCAAAUAGUCUGUGAUGUCGACUGAUAUACCUAAUUAUACUGUAAUCACAUUUUAAACUCGACAUGGAGAGGAAAGAAAUUAAUAAUUUGCCCUUGUGUGGCCGGUAGCUGAAAUCGCAUAAGCCAGUUCCACUGUAUAUCACAGAUGGCAAGGCAAUAAUUUAAGAAAAAAUACAGUGUUAUUGUCUGGAUAGACACUGAAGUUCUUUAUGAAAAGGAAUGAACAAAUGUAUUGCCCUUAUGCAUUUGUCAUGCUGGAGAUAA